This is a messenger RNA of Dichomitus squalens LYAD-421 SS1, 210 nucleotides long. RefSeq lists its product as uncharacterized. Gene Ontology annotation, biological process: proton transmembrane transport; vacuolar acidification. NCBI's taxonomy places the organism in Eukaryota, Fungi, Basidiomycota, Agaricomycetes, Polyporales, Polyporaceae. Gene Ontology annotation, molecular function: proton-transporting ATPase activity, rotational mechanism. Gene Ontology annotation, cellular component: vacuolar proton-transporting V-type ATPase, V0 domain. The record is from RefSeq and is a predicted model, not a curated record. The coding region runs from base 1 to 210 and encodes 69 amino acids. The transcript has 3 exons.
AUGUCGUCCUCGCUGCCCACGCUCUUUGUCCUCGCUAUCGUUCUCGGUCUCAUGGCGGCGGCAUGGUUCAGCACUCCCAAGGGUCCCAACCAGACGCUCAUCCGGACUAGUAUCCUUCUGACACUUACAUGCUGCUACCUCAUGUGGACAGUCACGUAUUUGGCGCAAGUGCACCCCUUGGAGCGCCCAAGGAAGUCCCUUGUGGAGUGA